AUGGACCGGCUAUCGAUUGAGAUUCUUUCUCUGAUCGCUGCUGCUGCUGCAUCGUCGGGACCUCAAAUCGAUCUCAGCACGGUUUACGACGUCUGGACCCUGCACGACAAGCCCAAAUUUCCAGGAAGUGGAAAACCAAAAGAGAAUUCCCUGGCUUCAUGCGCUGCGGUUUCUCGGGACUGGCAGCUUGCAUUUGAGCCUUUCACAUUUCAAACGCUGGUUCUGUCACCUAAGAGGAUAGUCCAGGCUGAGAGACAAGGGUAUCUGACCCCGCGGCGGCUGGGAUAUAUCCGCAACCUUGCUGUUCCCAUCACAUUUCCGCUUCCGUGGCCGUGGGAUGUUCCGAUUAUCUUUGCUCAAGUAGGGGAAUGGCCUCCUCCAUCUGAAUCGGGCGAUGUGGAAGAGCAAACGACGAUCGAGGGGGGCGAGUCGGCUGAUGCACCUGACCCUCCAUGGGAAGACGUUGAAGGAAGCGAGGAAAACGACGAAGAUCUGGAUAAUGAUGGAUAUAUGGAUGUUGAAGACGACAUGCAGCCUCCGGAAGAGAGAGGUUACGACAAGUUGUUCACGGCAAUUGUCAGAUCAUUAUUUCGAAUAUUGAAAUUGGCGCCUGUACAUGAAAAUGGACAACCAUAUAUCAAUCUUCAACUUGGAUUUCCGGUUCCCAGGGAAUAUGGAUGGUGCUUUGCUAAAUCUAUCGAUGAACCCGAAGCUGAACGUCUUGAAGUUGGAUGGUAUAACCCUCUAUAUCUGGAUUUGGGGUUCAACCAAGACGAAUUACCAAACUUGCCGGUGAUAGCUUCAUGCAGCUUUGACCUUGUAUCUUGGAGUCUCUUCUUUGCACCCGAGACAGUCUGUAAAAUAGCUAGCAAGAUGCCUCGCCUCCGGAAGGUAAAGAUGCACCUCAGCGAUAUGGAAUGGAGAAAUCCAGAACUGAGGGUCGGGCUGAGAGAGCGCUUCGCAAGCUCAUUACCAUUGUUGCCACAAGGCGUGCUGGACUUUGAAUUACAAUACUCCAGACGAGUUCCUCGAGAUCAUUCACAUGCGCCUGCGAGCAUUGUACCGCCAGAUGAAAAGCAUGACCUUCUUAGUCAAGCAUUAUUCAACUUUUCCCAACGAGAAAACCUGUUACGGUUCUCAGCAAAGGGAAGCUUCGACCUUAACAUUCUGGGGACAUCGGAGAAGACCCUCGCUGCAAGCAAUGGCUGGCCGAAGCUGGAAACUUACGACAUCGGCUUCCUAGCCAUUACCCCAUCUGGACAAUGGUUAGCUAUGGCUUUCACGGAUACGCCCAACACCGAUAAUUUCCGAGACGAACGAUGGGGCCCUCCAAAGGCCCGAUUGAGCCAGACUAUGCGCAUCGUUUGGUCUGCACCGCUGGGCGAGCAGCAUCGCACAUGCCCCGCUUGA
This is a messenger RNA of Fusarium coffeatum, 1410 nucleotides long. RefSeq lists its product as uncharacterized. The record is from RefSeq and is a predicted model, not a curated record. NCBI's taxonomy places the organism in Eukaryota, Fungi, Ascomycota, Sordariomycetes, Hypocreales, Nectriaceae. The transcript has 3 exons. The coding region runs from base 1 to 1410 and encodes 469 amino acids.